Messenger RNA from Hyla sarda, 558 nucleotides. RefSeq names its product gastrula zinc finger protein XlCGF66.1-like. Bases 65 to 544 code for a protein of 159 amino acids. Gene Ontology annotation, biological process: regulation of DNA-templated transcription. The transcript is spliced from 4 exons. NCBI's taxonomy places the organism in Eukaryota, Metazoa, Chordata, Amphibia, Anura, Hylidae. The record is from RefSeq and is a predicted model, not a curated record.
CCAAUCCAGGAUCCUCUGCUGAUAUCUUCUAUAUAAGAGAAAUCUCCUGGAUGACCCAUCAACCAUGGAGAGAGACAGGAACAAGAUGGCCGACAGGAUCAUAAACCUCACCCUACAGAUACUCUUCCGGCUUACUGGAGAGGAUUACACAGUAGUGAAGAAGUCCUCUAGUGGGCACUGUCGGGCCCCUGUGUGUGAAGGAUGGGGAAGAACCCUGAGCCCAAUCCCGGGGCCCCCACCUCACUCCCUGAUACAUGAGGAAAUGGAUGAACAGAAGAUCCGAGAACUCAUCAACAAGAUGAUGGAGCUGCUGACUGGAGAGGUUCCUAUAAGGUGUCAGGACGUGGCGGUCUAUUUCUCCAUGGAGGAGUGGGAGUAUGUAGAAGGACACAAGGAUCAGUACAAGGAUCAGGUGAUGAUGGAGGAUCAGCAGCCCCUCACAUCACCAGUCAGAUCCAGUAAGAGAACAGCACCAGAGAGGUGUCCCCGUCCUCUUCUUCCACAGGAUGAUCAGGUAGAUGGAGAUAUUCCCUAUGAUCUGUAGAAGGGCUGUGAAGC